This is a messenger RNA of Hordeum vulgare subsp. vulgare (domesticated barley), 1244 nucleotides long. RefSeq names its product protein-lysine methyltransferase METTL21D-like. The transcript has a single exon. Bases 57 to 929 code for a protein of 290 amino acids. The record is from RefSeq and is a predicted model, not a curated record. Lineage: Eukaryota; Viridiplantae; Streptophyta; Magnoliopsida; Poales; Poaceae.
CUAGACUGCUAGUCAAAACCCCAAACGGGCAACCAGCCCUCUGUUCGACCACUAUAAUGGCGGCCGCCACCACAGCCACCGCCGCGGCAGCCGUAGCCGCCGCAUGUUCGUCCAACGUCUCUGUUUCCGACGCCACGAACGCAUUUCCAUCCAACAUAGCCACCAUAUCCUCUGCUUCCGACUCCGACUCCGAGGAUCUCCAACUCCUCCUCCCAAACCUCCUCCCCGCUUCCGCCGCCGCCGCCCCCUCAUCCGAUGAGCAGCUCCACCAAUUCCACCUCCCUGCGCUUCCGUCCCCCAUCACCAUCCGCACCAUCCCUUCCCUCGGGCUCACCUUCCAGCUCUGGCCCUCCGCCAGCACGCUCCUCCGCUUCCUCCCAGCCUCCCCGCAUCUCCUCCCGCGCCCGCCCACCACACACUGCCCACUCAGCAUCCUCGAGCUCGGUUCCGGGACCGGCGCCGCGGGCCUCGCCCUGGCGGCAGCCCUCCCAGCGCACACCGUCCUCUCCGACCUCCCCGCCGCGCUCCCCAAUCUCCGCCACAACGCCUCCCUCAACGUGCCCCUCCUCGACUCCCGCGGCGGCUCCGUCUCCGUCGUGCCGCUCCCCUGGGGCGAUGCCGCCGCCAUGGAGGCCGUGGUGGCCCCAGCGCCGGCGUCUCGGUUUGACCUCGUCGUGGCGUCGGACGUGGUCUACUACGAGGAGUUGGUUGACCCCUUGAUAGAGACGCUGCGGUUCUUCGUGAAGAGCGAUGUGGUGUUCCUGAUGGCGCAUAUGAGGAGGUGGAAACGCACGGAUAAGAAAUUCUUCGGGAAGGCCAGGAAGGUGUUCGACAUUGAGGUGUUGCACAAGGAUCCACCCCCGGAAGGCUGGCGCCAUGGUCCGGUGGUCUACCGCUUCACAGUGAAGAAGCAGCGUGUCAGGAAGUGAAGAAGCAGCUUCCAAAAGGUAAUGGAUGUAUGCUUGCUUAUGCCCAUGCUGAUUCUACUGCACUGCUAGAGUUAAACACAAAAUGUUUCUCGCAAACCAUGUGACUUUGUGCAACUGAUGACAAAAUUAAACAUGAAACCUUUCUUCCGAGCUCGGAACAGUAUCGCAUUGUGACUGAGGCCGAGAAUUUAGUUGUAUGCUGAUUGGGAUUGUGCGCUGGCCCAAUUUGUAGUUGAUUUCGUGGUACAUGAUCAAAGUGUUGGAUUGUAGUUCCGAAUUUCAUGAACGCUCACCUAAAGUUAUACAUUGCCUGAA